Molecule: messenger RNA, 993 nt
Organism: Ostreococcus lucimarinus CCE9901
Lineage: Eukaryota; Viridiplantae; Chlorophyta; Mamiellophyceae; Mamiellales; Bathycoccaceae
Exons: 2
Coding region: 1-993 (330 amino acids)
Molecular function (GO): 5'-3' DNA exonuclease activity; DNA binding; 5'-flap endonuclease activity
Source: RefSeq, a predicted model, not a curated record
AUGGGCAUCGCGUCCCUCCUUCCGACGCUGAAAUCCAUCUCAAGACACGCGCACGUCGGCGAAACGUACGCGGGACAAGUCGUUUGCGUCGACGCCUACGUCUGGCUUCAUCGCGGUGCCUACGCGUGCUCGCGCGAGCUGUGCGAGGGAUUGCCGACGCGCAAGCACGUGGAAUACUUUUUAAAUCGCGCGCGAACGCUGAAACGGGCGAACGUGCGGGCGAUAUACGUGUUCGACGGUGGACGAUUGCCGGGGAAGGCGAACGAGGAGGCGCAGCGGAGACGAAAUCGAAGCGAAGCGCUGGCCAAGGCGAAAGCGCACGCGAGGCAGGGGAACGCGAGCGCGGCGAAUGAUUUUUAUGUGCGAGCGGUGGAUAUCACGCCGGAGAUGGCGCGGGAGGUGAUCGAGGCGCUGGCGAGGGAAGGAUUCGAGAGCUUGACGGCGCCGUACGAGGCGGAUGCGCAGAUGGCGUACUUGGUGAAGAAUGGCUUCGUGGCGGGAGUGAUCACGGAGGAUAGCGAUUUGAUCGCGCAUGGGUGUCGGAGCGUGUUCACAAAGAUGGCAGGUGAUGGUUCUGGCAUAGAAAUCCGCUUCGAGGAGUUGGGGAGGAAUCGCGGGUUGAGUUUCGUCGGGUUCACGCCCGAUAUGUUUUUGGAAAUGUGCGUACUCAGCGGGUGUGAUUAUUUACCGUCUUUGAACGGCGUGGGGGUGAAGAAGGCGCACAGCCUGAUUCGAAGAUUCAAAACUUACAAUAAGGUCUUGCGUCACAUGAAGUUUGAGGGGAUAGCGGUGCCGAAGGAUUACGAGUCGCGUUUCGUCGACGCGUUGCUCACGUUCAAAUAUUCGUGGGUGUAUUGCCCGCAAAGGCGAGAGAUCGUGAACUUGAACGAUCCAGUGGGGGUGUUGGAUCAGAGUUUGAUUGACGACUUACCGAGACUCAUAGCACAUAGCCGCGUUGGCGCCAUCGACGAGCGCGCCGAUCCUAAGGCCUGA